Molecule: messenger RNA, 2100 nt
Organism: Sitodiplosis mosellana (orange wheat blossom midge)
Lineage: Eukaryota; Metazoa; Arthropoda; Insecta; Diptera; Cecidomyiidae
Gene: Cyp4c3
Product: cytochrome P450 4c3
Exons: 8
Coding region: 382-1998 (538 amino acids)
Molecular function (GO): iron ion binding; oxidoreductase activity, acting on paired donors, with incorporation or reduction of molecular oxygen; monooxygenase activity
Source: RefSeq, a predicted model, not a curated record
AGUCGCGUCGCAACAAUUGAUCAGAAUAGACGCUUGAAAAUCGAGACCGACUAAAUUCCACAGCAGUUUUUUCUUUGCCAAAAGGGUUGCCCUAUAAUUUGCUUUUUAUCAUCUCUCACAGAGAUCUUGGUUUAAAACACAUAGUGCAUCGAGCUCUUAUCGUGACAAUUGUCGAUGUUUUAUUCACACGAUACAACAAGACAGAUUUAAUGCAGCCAGUUUUUUUAUAGUUAUAAUUUGGCUUAAAAAAGAACGCAACGAUUCAAAUACGUAGAAAAGUUAACGAAGUUCACAGAGCAGAGUUGAAAGGAUAAAAAUACAAACUGCGGAACAAAAAAAAAAACAAACCUGAAAAGAAACGAAAUUAAAUAAUUUAUAAAAAUGAAGAGUGUAAUUUUGCAGCGGGCUCUUUCAAUAUUCACAUAUUUUUCACCGGUAACGACGGUGUUAUUGGUUUUAUUGACCACUUACUUCGUUGCAUUUAAACUUCGACGGCGGCGCAUUGAGAGCCUCAUUGGAAAAGUGCCUGGACCAGUACCGUUGCCCAUCAUUGGAAAUAUGUUGGAAGUUUCAACUGGAUUCGACGAGUUAUUCGCAAGAAUGUGCGGUGUUAAGAAUUUCUGGGGCCGUGAUGUUGGAAUCUGUCGUGCUUGGUUGGCAUACGAUCCUUAUGUUUAUCUCAUGGAAGCAUCUAAAGUUGAGGUUAUCAUGUCCAGUCCGAAACACAUUGACAAAAGUCAAGAUUACGACUUUUUGCAUCCUUGGCUGGGAACAGGUCUUCUGACAUCGCGUGGCAAAAAAUGGCAUGCACGACGAAAGAUUUUAACACCAACAUUUCACUUCAAAAUCUUGGAGGACUUCAUUGACGUGUUCCAAGAGCAAAGUGCCGUUUUAGUCACCAAAUUGCAGAAAGAAGUCGACAAAGAGGAAGGCUUUAACUUAUUCAAAUACGUCACCUUGUGUACGUUGGAUAUCAUUUGUGAAACGGCCAUGGGACAAAGCAUCGACGCACAAAGCAACGAUGAUUCGGAAUACGUGAAAGCGGUUUACAAAAUCGGUGAAAUCGUUCAAACUCGUCAAGUCAAAGUGUGGUAUCAUCCGGAGUUUUUGUUCCGUAUGACAAAAUUGUAUCAAGAUCAUCAAAAUUGUAUCAAAACUUUGCAUGGCUUCUCAAAUCGCGUGAUCAAAGAGCGUAAAGCCGAAAUUGCUGACCAAAACAAUAAUAAUAAUAACAAUAGUGCUAGCGUUAAAAAUUUGAAUUUGCAAGAAGAAAUCGAUGACAGUAAAUAUGAAUUUGUUGAUUUUCCACGCAAGAAACGAUUGGCCUUCUUGGAUCUAUUAAUCGAAGCAUCACAAAAUGGAAAGGAAUUGUCGGAUGAAGAUAUUCGUGAGGAAGUUGAUACAUUUAUGUUUGAAGGUCAUGAUACAACAUCGGCUUCAAUUUGCUGGACACUUUUCUUAUUGGGUACCAGUCCAGAGAUUCAAGAUAGAGUUGUUGAGGAGCUUGAUACAAUCUUCGAUGGAGAUCGUACCCGACCGCCAACGAUGAAAGAAUUGAACGAUAUGAAAUAUUUGGAAUGUGCAAUCAAAGAUUCAUUGCGACUUUAUCCAUCAGUGCCAUUACUUGGACGACAUUUACAUGAAGAUGUUCAAAUUGGUGAGUAUCUCAUUCCUGCCGGAACCAUGGCACUAGUUUCCACCUAUGUUCUUCAUCGCGACCCAAAAGUCUUCCCAAAUCCAGAAAGAUUCAAUCCGAACAACUUCUUGCCCGAAAACAGUGCCGGUCGUCAUCCGUAUGCUUACAUUCCAUUCAGUGCAGGACCGAGAAACUGCAUUGGUCAAAAAUUCGCUCUUCUAGAAGAAAAAUCGGUGAUAUCGGCCGUUUUAAGGAACUACAAAGUCGAAGCGCUUGACAGACGUGAAGAUUUAACGUUGUUGGGUGAAUUGAUUUUGCGGCCAAAAGACGGCUUGAGAGUAAAGAUUACAAAACGAGAUUAAGAAACGCUCAUAGAUUUAUAGGGUUCAAUUAAAAGAAAGUUCGAAUAAAAUCGGCAUAUCUUUUAGCAUAAUGAAGUAAUGUUUAAGUGAAUUACCUAAAAU